This is a messenger RNA of Strongyloides ratti, 2253 nucleotides long. RefSeq names its product FI18412p1. Gene Ontology annotation, molecular function: bicarbonate transmembrane transporter activity; sulfate transmembrane transporter activity; chloride transmembrane transporter activity. The record is from RefSeq and is a predicted model, not a curated record. Gene Ontology annotation, biological process: transmembrane transport. The transcript is spliced from 4 exons. Bases 1 to 2253 code for a protein of 750 amino acids. Gene Ontology annotation, cellular component: membrane. Lineage: Eukaryota; Metazoa; Nematoda; Chromadorea; Rhabditida; Strongyloididae.
AUGGUGGUUCUUCCAAAGGAAGACAUUUUACUUUCACGUAAAACAUUCUUAACACAAGAACAAUUUGAUAAUAUUCAUCAAUUUUCACCACCACCAAAAUCAUCUAUUAUUAAUAAUUUUGGUAAAUUCUUAACAAAACCUUUUGGUUCUGUAAUACAAUUUUUAUAUUUUAUUAUUUCUUUUGUUCCAAUAUUACGUUGGUUACCAAAUUAUUCAAUAAAAAAUUCACUUACUGGUGAUGUAAUGUCUGGUAUUACUAUUGGAAUAGUACAAGUUCCACAAGGGAUAGCAUAUGCUUUAUUAACAGGUGUCGAUCCUAUUUAUGGUUUAUAUUCAUCUUUUUUUGCUAUUGUAUUUUAUAUGUUUUUUGGAACAUCAAAAUAUGUCUCAAUUGGUUCAUUUGCCAUUGUAUCACUAAUGACAGGAGUUGCAGCAAAUAAUGUUAUGAUGAAAAUAGAAAAAGAAGCAUUAACACAACAAGUUUAUUAUUUAGGAAAACAUAGUGGAAAACAGAUUGAUAUGAAUAAUUUGACGGAAAUUUUAUCAAAUGAAUUUAAAAAUUUAGAUAGAAUAACUCUUGUUACAACAUUAACCUUUUUUGUUGGUUUAAUUCAAAUAACAUUAGGAAUGUUACAUUUUGAUUUUCUUGCAUCAUAUCUUUCAGAUCAAGUUGUUUCUGGAUUUGCUGUUGGUGCUGCUGUUCAUGUUUGUGUGGUACAAUUUAAUAAGUUAUUUCAAUUAGAAUCAAAAACAUUUAAUGGUUUUGGUUACAUCAUUAAGCAAUUUAUUGAUGUAUGUGCACGAAUUAACCAUAUGAAUUUACCAUCUGCUUUAAUAUCCUUAUUUGGGUUUCUUUUUUUAUACUUUGGAAAAGAUUUUGUUAAUGUAUAUUAUAAAAAAGAAUUACCAUUACCAAUUCCAUUUGAUUUUUUGUUAGUUGGAAUAACAACAUAUGGAUCAUAUCUUUUUCAAUUUCAUGAAAAAUUUAGUGUUAAAAUUGUUAAUGAAGUUCCAACAGGAUUACAAUAUCCAACAUUACCACGUUUUGAUUUAUUUCCAUAUAUGUUAUCAGAGAUAGCUGAAAUAUCAAUUGUUAUUAUAGCUAUCCAUCUUUCAAUGUGUAAAAUAUUUAAUAGUAAAAUGGGAACUAAAACUGAUAAUAAUCAGGAACUUUAUGCUAUUGGUUUUACUGCAAUGAUAUCAUCAUUUUUUAAAGUUUACCCUGUUUCAUCAGCAUUGGGACGGUCAAUGUUAAAUGUUGAAUGUGGGGCAACAACACAACUUGCUGGUUUUUUUACAGCACUUGUUCUUCUUUCUGUUAUCUUAUUUCUAGGACCAUUGUUAGCAUCACUACCAAUGUGUAUUCUUGCUGUUAUCAUUAUCUUUUCAAUGAAAUCAAUUUUUUCAAAAAUUAAAGAAUUAAAAUCAUUAUGGAGUAUAUCAAAAAUAGAUUUUUUAAUAUGGGUUGUUAGUUUUUUAGCAACAACAGUAUUUAAUGUUAUGCAAGGUCUUUUAAUAUCUAUUAGUUUUGCUUUAGCAACUGUUAUUUUUAGAAUGCAAUGGCCAAAAUGGUAUGAAUUAUCAAGAUUAGGUGAAACAGAAGAAUAUCGUGAUGUUGGAAGAUAUGGAAAUAAUGAAAUAAUAAAUAAUGUUAUUAUUUUUCGUUUUGAUGCACCUUUAUUAUUUAUCAAUGUUGAUCAUUUUCAAAAAUCACUUGAUACAGCACUUAAAAAAUUUAAAAAUUAUGAAUCAAAAUUUAAUAGUAUAGAUGAAGAUUUACCAGGAUCGAAUAAUAAUGAUAUUACAAUAACAUCACAAAUGGUUAAUAAAUCACUUUUUGAAAAAAUAGGUGUUUUACCAAGCAAAAAUGAAAAAGAUAAUUGUAUAAAACAUUUAGUAAUUGACUGUUCUGGUUUUACAGUUGUUGAUUAUACAAGUAUUACGGCAUUAAUGAAUUUAUUUCAUAAAUUUGGAAAAAAAAAUAUAACAAUAUAUUUUGCUGGUGCUAAAGCACCAAUAAGAGAUCAAUUUGAAAAAUGUGGUUUUUAUAUAAAAGUCCCAAAAUCAUUUUUUUACCCAACAAUUCAUGAUGCAAUAUUAGCAAUUAAGUCAUUAAGUGGACCAGAGUUUACCAAAACAUUUAUUCCACAACCAAUAAAUUUAACAAGAAAACGUGGUAGUAUAUUUUAUCAAAGUCAAAUGGAUUUCAGAACAGUUGAUUCAGAAAUUCCAGAUGUAACUUUGUAUAAUUAA